Pocillopora damicornis (cauliflower coral) is the source of this 1674-nucleotide messenger RNA. Its product is annotated as adenosine receptor A3-like. The record is from RefSeq and is a predicted model, not a curated record. NCBI's taxonomy places the organism in Eukaryota, Metazoa, Cnidaria, Anthozoa, Scleractinia, Pocilloporidae.
AUGUCCCAUAAAACACAGUUAAGUGAGGGACAAGGAAGGAUUUGCUCUGCUCAACACGCGGUCCGAAUCAACAUGCCAAACGCUACAUCGCCUUUUAGUGGUUUCGAAUUUUUUUCAAAAAAUCACACAAAUAUCACUUCUGGCGUUUAUUCUGUGUUAGCAAUAAGCGCUGCUUUGAAUAUCUUUACUUUUCCUCUCGCAAUUUUACUGAAUAGUCUGGUAAUAGUUGCCGUAAAAACAAAGCGACGUCUGCGUACAAAAUCCAACAUCUCGCUGGCUUGCUUGGCAACAACAGACUUUACUGUAGGACUGAUUGUUCAACCGUUGGUCAUAACCAAUUUCAGCUUAUUCUUCAUAGGUGGCAUCCCUCAAACCGUGACCUGUACUUUUGUUUGGGUAUCCAGCGCUGUUGGCCAAACAUGCACUGCAGCUUCGCUUCUCCACUUGUUGUUAAUGAGCGGGGAACGUUAUCUAGCGAUCAAACACCCCUUCGCCUACGAAAAUGGCCUUGUAACUGAAGCCCGUAUUAUUACUGCAUCCGGUAUGGCCUGGAUAUGCGCAGCGAUUGUCUAUGGCAUCAAAAUCAGCUUCCUUCCAGGAAUAAUAGUUGUUUUUAUCUCAACCGUAAUAUCCACUGUAGUUUAUUGUCAUGUUGUCAUAUACAAAGAAGUUCGUUGCAACACACAGCAAAUCACCGCCAACCAAGUUUCUUUCGCAGUGAAGGAAAAGUUACUCAAGAAUAAGAGAGCUUUUAACACAACUGUCGUGAUAGUUUUGACACUUUUCCUUUGUUACAUUCCGACUUGGAUUUGGCUCAUUCUUUUCAUUUCCUUCAAUGGAGAAAACUCCUCUGACGUAAGACAAGUCGCUUUCUUCCCUAUUAUAUUUCUACUAGCGCUAAAUUCGUCGAUAAACCCACUCAUCUACACUGCAAGAAUCAGACACUUUCGCGUAGCUUUCUUUCAGAUGUUAACAAGAGAAACCCUUGCUCAAGCUGAGAAACUUGAAAAGAAGAUGUUUGGAGCAAAUCGUGUGGGAGUUGCAUGAACUGAUACACAAGAGGAGUGAGAAAAUGAGAACAAUUAAGAAAAUCAAUGGAAGUUUAUUAAUCUCUCCAUGGAAACGAAAGAAACAAAAAACUGUAUAAAAACUUAUACUGAAAAGCCUUUGCCAGAGGUCUCUAUCCAGGGGCGUAGCCAGGACAUUUCAAAGGAGGGGGGGAGGGUCACACUGAGUCAAAUAGAGGGUACUCACCAGAUUGUCAUGUCGACCUUCAUGCCGUGCUUAAAAAAGGUUUUCAAAGGGGCGGGGUUUGGUCACGGGCACCUCGGGACCCUCUUCCCCCAAUCUACGUCCUUGCUUUCCACAUGUGGGUUUAUUCGUGUGAAAAAUUAGGACUUCGGAGAGGUUGACUUAUCAUCGUCAGAAUUUUUAAGAAAAAUGCGAAUAGACGUUUUUGCUCGACAAAUCAAUUAUUUAUUAAAUAUUUCUCAGCUUUCUCCAGAAUGAAAAUCAUUGCCCACUGCUCUUGUUUCUAGGAGCAAAAGCCAACAUCAAGACAACUUCCCACUUAAUUAUCUACGUAGAUCAUCUAAGAUUGUCGAAUAUGCAUUUAAAGAUACAACUCAACGUUUUCGUCAAAGAAAAGAAAUUCAUAGGUAUCGUAAGUCAAGU